This is a messenger RNA of Drosophila novamexicana, 1749 nucleotides long. Its product is annotated as probable cytochrome P450 4ac1. Bases 5 to 1552 code for a protein of 515 amino acids. The transcript is spliced from 5 exons. Gene Ontology annotation, molecular function: oxidoreductase activity, acting on paired donors, with incorporation or reduction of molecular oxygen; monooxygenase activity; heme binding. Lineage: Eukaryota; Metazoa; Arthropoda; Insecta; Diptera; Drosophilidae. The record is from RefSeq and is a predicted model, not a curated record.
AAUAAUGUUGAUGAUAUUGCUUGCAACUGCAUUACUAUUGGUAGCAGUAUGGCUGCUUCUUAAGCAUAUUAAUCGAAAAUACUUUAUUCUGUCCCUAGUGAAGCGUAUACAUACACAGGAUGGUAGUCCUCUAGAAAGCAAGGUAUCUGUGUUGCCGGGCAAAACAAGAUUUGGUAAUAAUUUUGAUAUACUGGGGAUGACGCCGUCGAUGGUGUUUCGAUUUGUCCGUGAUGCUUAUGACAAGGCCGACGGGCGCAGUUAUAUUUGGUAUUUUUUAUUUGCGCCGAUGUAUAACAUAGUACGCGCUGAGGAUACUGAGGAUAUAUUUCAGAGCACUCAGUUGAUAACAAAAAACGUUGUGUAUGAGCUGCUGAGGCCCUUUUUGGGUGACGGAUUACUUAUAAGUACAGAUCAAAAGUGGCAAUUUAGGCGAAAGAUGUUAACACCGGCUUUCCAUUUCAACGUGCUGCAACAGUUUUUAGAUAUUUUUAAAGAAGAGUGCCAUAAGCUAGUAGAUGUGUUACUUCAAAAUGUGGACGACGAAUUGGAUCUUCAUCAGGUUAUUCCUCAGUUCACCCUGAACAAUGUUUGCGAAACUGCUCUGGGUGUGAAACUUGAUGACAUGGCGGAAGGCGCCCAAUAUCGUAAAGCCAUACACGCUUUGGAGAUUGUUAUGGUAGAACGCGUUUGCAAUCCAUUGAUGUAUUUUUGGCCAUACUUUUACAUUUGCGGCAGUUAUAAAGAGCAUGUAAGGAAUCUAAAAAUAGCGCAUGACUUUUCCAGCCGCAUCAUUGAACGAAAGCGAGCGCAAACCAAACGGCGAACCGUACUUGAUAGCGAAAAUGGGCGGAAACAACGCUAUGCGAUGCUGGACACACUGCUGGAAGCGGAAAAUGAAGGACUUAUCAAUCAUCAGGGCAUUUGUGACGAGGUCAACACCUUCAUGUUCGAGGGAUACGACACAACAUCCACCUGUUUAAUUUUUACCCUGCUCAUGUUAGCCUUGCAUGAGAAUAUUCAAGAUCAAUGUUUCGAGGAGCUGCAGGACUUAUUCGCAAACAAUAUGGAACUGACCGUCUUUAAUUAUAAUCAGCUUGUAUACUUGGAAUGUGUUAUUAAGGAGUCUUUACGUCUUUUUCCUCCAGUUCCUUUCCUAGGACGCGUGUGCACUGAGGAGUGUGCUAUUAAUGGCUUGAUUAUGCCAAAGAACACCCAAAUUAAUGUACAUGUUUAUGAUAUAAUGAGAGAUCCGCGCUAUUUUUCGAACCCUUCGAAAUUUCAACCGGAACGUUUCCUACAAGAAAACACCUUGGAUCGUCAUCCUUUUUCAUUUAUUCCUUUUAGUGCUGGACAACGCAAUUGCAUCGGACAAAAGUUUGCCAUUUUAGAGAUAAAAGUUCUGCUAGUCUCCAUAUUGCGAAACUUUAAACUGUUACCUGUGACCCGACUAGAGGACAUUAUUUUUAAAUACGGUAUCGUGCUACGUUCGCAAGAAAACGUGAGCAUCAAACUGACGAGACGCCGGGUCCCAAAUUUAACAAUGAUAACUUAGUGAUGGAGCUAUUAUAGCCUCUACCUGCGAUGGAAGACACGAACAUUAUCUGGAUAAUAUACUUAAGUGAAGUUUAUAUGUAUAGGAUACACUUUUCGGCCGUAGGCUUUCAUGAUGCAUAGUAAAAAAGACUGAACCAAUGUAAAGACAUUUAAAAAUUAAAUAAAAUUAUCAGUCUCUUUUCUGCAUACGUUGCU